CAAAACAUUUUGAAAUAUUUGAAAUUGUUAAGAAAUCGAAGAGCCAAGCGGCUCGACUUCUUAUUGUCGUGUUAUAUAAAUUAUAUCUAUAAAAUGUGAGUACUAUAUAAGACAUGGUGAUAUAUAAUUAUAAUAAGAUAUGUCAAUUUCCGAAGCAAACUAUACAUGUAUAGGCUUCUCAUGACCUACAAAGAACACAAUCCAACCAGCUAUCUUUUGCCGCCCUGUUAUAUUAACGUUCGUAUUUAUCCUUACUGUCUCUUUCAUUUCCAAGACUUAUGGCUCUCCUUCAUUAGUUCAUUAAAACACUUCACAAAAAACAUUCGUAAUCCCCAGAAAAGAAUAAGAAAAAGUUAUUAAAAUCACAUAAUUCAAACAGUUAUGUUCACGUGGAAUAAUAUUUAAUAAUUAUUUGUAAACAAUUUGAGAUAGACUCAUAGACAAGUAUUGUGGUAUCUUUUUCUAUUAGCCGCAGUUUAUAGCAAAUUAAUUAAAUGAUAGUAGUACUUAUUUUUAAUCUUAAGAGUAAUGAUUGAUUUUACAAAAGAAAAACCUGAAUAAAUCCAAAUGUUUUUUUCUUUCUAUUUGUCUUCUCAUAAAGAGUAGCCUCUUUUUUACCAUUUCAGCCGCUCCCUGCCAUGUUUUCAGAGUCUUCAGCACAGAAAACGACACGCAUGUCACUGUCUUUCUCUCUUCAUUUCAUUUGACUCUGUUCCACUUCCUCACUAAAUUGCUAUAUAAAUAUAAGAGUCUCCCCUUGAAUUCCAUGCAUCAAUCAAACCCCAAAAUUCUCAAUUACCUCACAAUGGAAAAGGAAGGGAAGGUAGGAACGGCAAGCAGUUCAAGGUGGAACCCAACGAAAGAACAAAUAACGCUUCUUGAGAAUCUUUACAAGGAAGGGAUACGAACACCAAGCGCCGAUCAGAUACAGCAAAUCACCGGUAGGCUCCGUGUGCACGGACAUAUAGAGGGUAAAAACGUCUUUUACUGGUUCCAGAACCAUAAGGCUAGACAACGCCAAAAGCAGAAACAGGAGCGCAUCGCUUACUUCAAUCGUCUCCUCCACAAAACCUCCCGUUUCUUCCGCCCACCGCUUUGCUCAAACGUGGGUUGUGUUAGUCCGUAUUAUUUACAGCAAGUAGGUGAUCAUCACAAUCAACAUGGGCAUGGAAGUGUAUACAGACACAGUAACAAUGUGAUGAAUCCAAACGGGGGCUACGAUAAGCGCACAAUCACAGAUCAUAAGAAGCAAUUGUCUGACAUAACUACAACCGCAGCUAGACUGUCAAUGUCAUCGAGCUCACUUAGAUUUGACCGAUUUGCCCUUUGUGAUCACGGUUAUAACGGUGAGGACAUUAACGUCAAUUCUAAUGGACCGAAGACGCUUUCCCUUUUUCCUCUUCAGCCUUUGGACGCGGCCAGUGAGGAUGGUGUUGGAAAUUCCAAAAUUUCCCCUGGGCGUGACUCUCCGGUGACUUGUUUCGGUGAUGGCGGCGGACGAGAGCAGCCGUUUAUUGAUUUCUUUUCUGGUGGUUCUAGUAGGUUUGCUAAUGGUGCAAAUGGGUUGUAACAAAGGGUUUAAAUGGGAAUAAACAUUUUCUUUUUUUAUCAUUUUGUCAUUUCAUUUACAAAUGGGUUGAAAAAACAUGAAAAACUAGUUUAGUCCAAUCUGAGUAAUUUUAUUUCACAUUUAAAAUAAAAUUGAAGUACAUAUUAUAUAACAAUAAUGUCGAUCAAAACCAAAACUGUAUUACAAUAAUGUCAAUUAUAACAAAUUAGUCGCAUAUCUGGAUUUUUAUAUUUUAGUUUUUUGUGAUUUUUAUUUCGAGUUGUCUAAAAGAGAAUAAAAGAUAAAUCAUGAAAAGAUAAAGCGCUUCAAAUACAGUAGGAAAUGUGUUUUGUUUAUCCCUGAUUAUCUUGAAAAAGUAAUGAGAGACUUUGGAAAAGUCGAAAUAAACUCUUGUUUGCACAGAAAGUUAUCAGUGAAGAGGAGAUGCUACCAAAAGAAUGACUUUCUAGCCUCCAAAUGAAUCUCCAUAGGAAGGAUGCGCAGAAGUUAAAUGCAGAGACCUUCAAGUUGAUAGCUCAAAUGUGUUAUUGAAGGGAAAGACUGAUCUUGACCUUGAUUGGAUAGUAAGAAAUAGCGAUGGAAUAUUAAUGGAUAGUGUAGUGGAAUUUAAUUUGCAGGUCGUCACAACCACAAGAAAAAAACUGAAUGCUCUGCACUUACGUAUGGGCUUUACAAUCUUGCUUGUCAUUAGGAUAUACGUAUUGUAGAGAUCAAAGGAGAUAAAACAUGGUCAUCAACCAGUACUGUCAUCAACAAUGUUCUCAAUAUGAAAUCCAACAAUAUAAUCUAAAACUAAAAUAUUACAUCUAUACACUAUACUGUUAGGACUUAGGAGUCGGGAAGCCAUGUUCUGGUUGGCUAAAUUAUCACACAUGAAAAGUUCUUGUAACUAGUAUAAAUUAGCUUUUCAAAAAUACAUAUAAAUUAGCUAUGAAUACUGUAAAAUCAUCACCUCAUGAGUUUGGUCCUAGUUGUCCAAACUUUCUUCAAGAGAUUGUAAUUAGUACUAGAUCCGCACCUUGCGCGGGAUGAACAUUAUAUAUAUAAAUAAUUAUAUAUAUUAUCUGUUUUUACAUGAAAUAAUAAAUAUAUAUUGAAUAAUUAAAAGUCAUUAACUAUUAUAUAUAUAAUUAAAUUUGUGCGAACAUAUAAUUAAAUCAAUUUUAUUAAUCCAAACAACAUUUUUUUUCUAUUUGAUAGGAUAUGUAAUUAAAUUUUAAAUGAUAUU
Messenger RNA from Brassica rapa (field mustard), 2798 nucleotides. Its product is annotated as WUSCHEL-related homeobox 2-like. Gene Ontology annotation, biological process: plant organ development. The record is from RefSeq and is a predicted model, not a curated record. Gene Ontology annotation, molecular function: DNA-binding transcription factor activity; DNA binding. Lineage: Eukaryota; Viridiplantae; Streptophyta; Magnoliopsida; Brassicales; Brassicaceae.